AUGGGCAAGGACAGCAAUGGCUAUACACCGCUACACUGGGCCGCAAUGAAGGGUAACGCCAAAGCAGCAUCAUUCCUUCUAGAGAGAGGAGCCGAUGCCUUGGCUGUCACAUCUUCUCACGAAAGCACCAUGCAUUGUGCUGCCCGUGGUGGAUCGAUACAAGUUGUGAAAUUGUUGCUUGAAAAGGGAGUUAAGCUCGACCAAGGCCAUGUGUCUAGGAUGAUACCGUUGCAAGAAGCAGCAGCAGUGGGAACAGCCGAGUUCCUGGGAUUAAUCUUGCAACUACUUCCGGAGGGAAGGAUCAGUGCCUAUGAUUCUAAAACAGGAUUUACUCUGCUACACGAGGCGUCCAUCGCAGGAAAUGUGGACGUGGUCAGGAUGUUGCUGCAAAACCCUGAAGUCCAGCCCGAUAGUGUAGACACGCUUGGACGUACAUCACUGUUGCUCGCUGCCGUACCUGGAAAUGAAGAGGUUGUUCGAAUGCUGUUUGCUGACGGCCGAACCAGACAAGAUGUUCAAGAUUGGUGCGGGUCAACAGCCUUGUUUGCCGCUGUCAGGAACGCCCGCAUAGAAGUGGCAAGAAUACUCCUGGAAGCGGAGGGAGGAAAUGUAGGCGGUGAAGACGGCUUCGGCCAUGAUCUCUUCUGGUGGGCACGAGGUACUGGAAACGCAAAGAUGUUGAAGCUUCUGACGCAACACUUGGGCAAGAGGGGUUCUGGCGCAACCUACAAGCCAACAGGCAGACUACCGAUUGGUCAGAUUGAGGCGGUGAUAGAUUACUGCGAUGCGUGCUUGCUUUGUACAUAUGAGCUCGAUGAAUGUUCACUUUGUAAGAAUUCGUCGUUCGGUCUAUGCCGGGAUUGCCGCGCUGCGGUCAGCUUCAAAUGCGAUGACGGUGUUCAUACCAGAGCAGAAUAUAGUUCUCACUACAUGUCCGAGUACAGGAUCUGA
Messenger RNA from Fusarium sp. VM40, 951 nucleotides. Lineage: Eukaryota; Fungi; Ascomycota; Sordariomycetes; Hypocreales; Nectriaceae. The record is from the annotation of a GenBank genome assembly.